Somion occarium is the source of this 3130-nucleotide messenger RNA. The record is from the annotation of a GenBank genome assembly. NCBI's taxonomy places the organism in Eukaryota, Fungi, Basidiomycota, Agaricomycetes, Polyporales, Cerrenaceae.
GUUGCUCUCAUGGACAUACCCCAAUGUGUCCAAUCUGACCCUUGUUAUCUCCAUUUACAUAUACCGUCGGUGUAAUCAAGAAGGUGAAACCGCCAGGGACCGCAUACGAACCGCAUUGUCUCAGCCGCACUACAGGACUUAACAGCUUCGCUCGUUGCAUAUCCACUCUCACCAGCUCCAUGGUAUCUAGAAAUGUCUGAGGAAAUGCCGUCUUGGAGAUCUUUGGCUAGUGCUGCUUCACGCUCUCUCAAAAGCUACGCCGCUCAGCGCGAUCCCAGGAGAGCCCAAUAUACCGAUAGGAACAUCAGAGUAAACCCUCAAGCAUCUGAGCCCUCUUUUCGACAAGCUUGGGGCCAAUGGGCCGGGCAGAAGCUGCGAGGGCUAGGUCAGAAUGACGAGACUAAUGCUGGCCAGAUAGAGAAUCUCGCACUGUUCCCUGGCUGGGCUGCGAGGAAAUACCAGACAAUGAACGUAUUUUCUGAAGUCUCAGAUUGGAUUUCUGGCGUCGUCUGAUAGAUGAUGGUCAACUGCUGCGGAAAGAUUGACCUCAGCGGUGCAUGACCUAUUUAUUUUACAGACAAUGUUCAUUAUACUAUAUAUGUUAUUCUGGACAUCAUACUGACACCUUUGAACAUACAGAGGCACCGUUUGACGUUGAAGUGUUCGUAUCUGGCUUCUCCUCCCGUGUGAGCGGUCCCGGAUUUGGGACUCGCGCGGGAAAGACAUUCCUACGUCUGGCAAAAAGAUAUGCCGCAUUGCCAAAGCUAAUGGCAAUGAAUGGUACAGUUGGUACCAUGAAUUCUGCCGUUGUCGACUCUCGGUCGAAUUCACUCCAGCAAGAAGAAGAUUUGCUGGAUCUAUCAAGUCUACCCCCACGUCCAGAUGAGAUAACGGAAGAAUCUGAGCUGAAGGAGCUCGAGAGGCAACUUCAGGAGCUGGACACAGACACAUCAUCCCUGUAUUCAAGCGGUUCCUCAGUAUCUUCGAUGUCCAGUAACAGCAGCGCCCAACCUCAAGGCGGCUUCUCUGACAACCUUCAGAGAUUUCAUGCGAACCUGGAGGCCCGAUUACAUCCUUUCUGGUCUUCUGCUCUUGGCAACAGGACUGUCCGCCUUUCUGUAUUCUCCUGCAAUCCGGACUUGCAUGAGGCGUACAAGAGCCCUCCAUUAGGGGCCAUUGCUGAUGACGAAGAUGCGCCACAACGACAACCGAUAGCGACUAGAGAAGUUCAGACUGCUGCCGACGGUUCAUUCCAAAUGAAGUUCAAACUGCGGUGGGAGGACAUGUGUGUCCAUCCUGGUGCUGUUCAUAUAGCGUUCGGAGAUCCAAGAUUAGAACACGAAUUAUAUGUUCAAGCUCAAUUGCUUCCUCCACCUUCACGUCCACCAACGCCUUCAUCCUACUCCGCAUAUAAUAAUCCCAAUGCCUCCAGUUCGCAAUUCUUUACUCGACCAAGUGCGGAUGUCAUUCCUACAGUGGUCACAUGUAUCUCUGUACCCUUGACGCAUACCACUAUCCGACUCAUCUCGGACAUAGAUGAUACAGUGAAAAUGUCUGGGGUUCUGCAAGGCGCAAGAGCAUUGUUCCAGAAUGUGUUCGUCAAGGAUUUGGCGGACGGUGUAAUCCCCGGUAUGGGCGAUUGGUACACGAGUAUGUGGAGACGUGGGGUUCGCUUCCAUUACGUCUCCAACGGCCCGUUCGAACUCCUUCCCGUCGUGAAUGAAUUCAUACAACUCAGCCACCUUCCCCCAGGCUCGAUCAAACUCAAAUCCUAUGCAGGCCGGUCUCUCUUCAACGGUCUCCUCAGUGCCCCCGCCGAACGUAAACGAAUAGGAAUUGUAGAUGUCCUCGACAGCUUCCCAGACGCUCGAUUCUUCCUUGUAGGCGAUUCUGGGGAACAAGAUUUAGAAUUAUACGCGUCCCUCGCGAAAGAACGACCACACCAGAUCUUGGCUAUCUUCAUUAGGGAUGCUGGAGGCGAUAGAUCUUUACCAUUAGAAGACCCGACUGGAGAGAAAGGAAUGUUCGGCUGGGGCUGGGGGUCUUCGAAUGGUCAGGUGUCUGCAGCAAGUUCACCCACGAAGAUGUCUUUUAGUGAGAAGGACAGAGCGGGGUCCAGCAGUGGGUCGGAGAGUCCUCGCGUAUCACCCACACGCUCUUUCUCAGAUAUCCAAACCCCUCGACCGCGCACAGCACCUCGUCACACCGGAAGAAGUUCUACCAGGACAGCUUCCUACGCAGAUACUCCGGGACCUUCGGCUUACCCUUAUUUCGCACCUAGCUCUUCUCAAACAUACGGAAGUCCUCUUGAUGUGUAUCCUGGAGUGAUGGAUUCGUCCAUACCUAUCACUGAGGAACCUUCGGAGAUGCCUACACCCACAAUUCCCCUUCCUCCAGCAAAGGUUCCACUAAUGGCUACAUAUCCUCCUUCGCCUUCGCCUCCGCCUUAUGGAACUCACCCGACCCCAUCACCGCUUGCGAUACCGCCACGACCCGGUGCCUAUGACUCUCGAAUUUCGAGUCGGUCAAGUAAUAUGUCAUCACGUAUGAACUCGAUUGGUACGUUAGGUUCAGGCCCACAGGGACAAGUACUUUCUGAGCCUGAGAAGAGGCAGAAUGAACUGCAGACGAGGGUGUACAGGGCGAGGAUGGAGGUUCCCAGACAUAUUCCUUUGAGAGUUUUCAGGAGUCCAGAGGAGUGUUUUGAGGACGCAGGUGUGAUCUUGGAUGGGUUGCAUCUUGGUGUCGCUGGUUCGUGAAUGUAGUACUUGGCAGAGGCAGCCCUGUGGGCUUAGCAUUUUUGCACAUGCUAUUGGAUGGAUGGAUUAGCUUAUAAUAUCGCAUAUAUGCACGUAUGACCAUGCACUCAAGUAGAAUGAUCCUGAUUUGUAGCUGUUGUACAGUACUAUAAUGAACGGUGUAGAAAUAUGUACAAGUCACACUACUCGGGUAUCCGUAUCCUGCCUAUCGUCACAAAUGUCAACGCAUGAGGUGUAAGAACCUAAGGGGUUCAUGCAGCAGUGGGAACGGGUAUAGGAAGGGGUUCGGGUGCGUUCUCUCGCUUGACCUGUCUCGUUACCUCACGAGCUUUCAACGUAGACUCUAUAUCUGCAAGUAUCUGACCCAUUUC